Messenger RNA from Aaosphaeria arxii CBS 175.79, 4942 nucleotides. Its product is annotated as ABC transporter-like protein. The transcript has 4 exons. The coding region runs from base 263 to 4942 and encodes 1559 amino acids. Lineage: Eukaryota; Fungi; Ascomycota; Dothideomycetes; Pleosporales. Gene Ontology annotation, cellular component: membrane. Gene Ontology annotation, molecular function: ABC-type transporter activity; ATP hydrolysis activity; ATP binding. The record is from RefSeq and is a predicted model, not a curated record. Gene Ontology annotation, biological process: transmembrane transport.
GUUUCUAUAAACUCCGAUUCCUCCGUAUGCGCAUUUGUCAACAUUGAAUUAUUAAUGCCUGCCUCCAUGGCAAUCUUACUUCCUAUUUCAUCGGUCGCAUAGGGGGAUCCAUGUGUCUCUCGAGAUCGAAGACACUGACAUUCCAGAACCUCUGAUCGUGAUCUCACUCGAGUCGACCUCUUAGGUCCCUUGCUUGUGUGCGCAGCGUCUCUAUACGAGUUUCUUCCAUUCGGUUUCCUUAUUCAGUAAUUCUUUGCCCGCCAUGUGGAAUACCGGCAUAGUCUCCUCUGGAGACGAUGAUUCUAGAGGGCGAAACCCCUGGCAUAACGAGAGCCAGAACGCUCAUCAUGAGACAGCCGGAACCGUCAACCGUGAUGGCGGUGAGAGCGAUGAUACUGAAGACAGCCCUGAUAGAUCAGGAACAUGGGGAGAACGGGACACUGGAAUGAGCCAGCGUAUGGCCAUGGAGGAUUUCGAGGCUUUGAAGCAGACUUUGUCUACCAUAUCGAGGACAAAGUCCCAUGCCCAGUCCGAGCGCGAGAGCGUUCGAAGGCCACUCAGCCGCAAGAGUACGCGCCGUACGAUUGGGCGCCGUGCUUCCAACCGUUGGGCAGACGAUGCCGACGAAGAAGCUGGCGAGUUCGGCACUGGGCUGUCAGAGAAGGAAGAUGAGUUCGAGCUGGGACAGUUCAUGAAGGAAGGUCACUUCGAGAAGCGCAAGGACGGCCAGUCGGCGAAGAAGGUCGGCGUCAUCUGGAAGAAUCUUACCGUGAAAGGAGUCGGUUCGACGUCUACCUUUGUUCGCACCCUUCCCGAUGCCGUAAUAGGCACUUUCGGGCCGGAUUUGUACAGAAUCAUUUCUAGAUAUAUACCUGCGUUGAGGCUCUCCCGUCACUCGCAGAUGAGAACACUCAUCCAUGACUUUUCGGGAACUGUCAAGGAUGGAGAGAUGAUGCUUGUCCUGGGCAGACCUGGUUCAGGCUGUUCCACAUUCCUCAAGGCCAUUUCGAACAACCGAGAAAGCUAUGCCUCUGUGGAAGGCGAUGUCUCCUAUGGUGGUAUCUCUGCUGCAGAGCAGAAGAAGCAUUUCAGAGGUGAGGUGAACUACAAUCCAGAAGACGACACCCACUUCGCGAACUUGAAUGUCUGGCAGACACUCAAGUUUGCAUUGAUGAACAAGACAAAGAAGAAUGAAAAGCAUGAGAUACCAAUCAUUCUCGAUGCUCUUUUGAAGAUCUUCGGUAUCCCACACACGAAGUACACGCCGGUCGGUGACGAAUUCGUCCGCGGUGUCAGUGGUGGUGAGCGGAAACGCGUUUCCAUUGCAGAGACUCUCGCAACAAAAUCAACGGUCGUAUGCUGGGAUAACUCAACCCGUGGUCUUGAUGCCUCGACCGCACUUGACUACGCAAAGUCACUGCGCGUCAUGACCGAUAUUUCCAACCGAACGACAUUUGUUACCUUAUACCAAGCUGGUGAAGGUAUCUACGAUUUGAUGGACAAAGUCCUGGUCAUCGACCAAGGACGAUGCAUCUUCCAAGGCCGUGCCAGCGAAGCGAAGCAGUACUUCAUCGAUCUCGGCUUCUACUGUCCCGACCGACAAACGACCGCCGACUUCCUCACCUCCGUCACCGACCCAACUGAGCGCAAGUUCCGUGAGGGGUGCGAAGCCAGCACCCCGAAGACCCCAGAAGAGCUUGAAAAGGCUUUCAGGGAGUCUGCUCACUGUCGAUUGAUGUUGAAGGAAGUGGAUGCAUAUGAGCAGGAGCUCAAGAGGACGGACUACUCCGAUGCGAAGGAGUUCGCUGGUGCUGUCCGCGAGGGCAAGAGCAAGACUGUGUCGAAGAAGUCUGCAUAUACUGUUAGCUUCGUUCGCCAGGUCUGGGCUUGCACUCAACGCGAGUUCUGGCUGACCUGGGGCGAUAAGACUACUUUGUACACGAAGUUCUUCAUCAUCGUCAGUAACGCCUUGAUCGUUGGCUCGCUCUUCUACGGGCAAUCUAAGGAUACUUCGGGCGCCUUUAGCAGAGGCGGAAGUAUGUUCUUCUCCAUCUUGUUCUUGGGCUGGUUGCAACUUUCAGAGUUGAUGAAAGCGGUUUCUGGACGCGCUGUUGUGAAGCGCCAUGAGGACUAUGCUUUCUAUAGACCCACGGCAGUGACCAUUGCACGUGUUGUCCAGGACUUCCCGUUGAUAUUAGCCCAAGUUAUUCCUUUCACACUCAUCAUGUACUUCAUAAACGAGCUCGACGUCGACGUCUCCAAGUUCUGGAUCUAUUUCCUCUUCGUCUACACAACCACAUUAUGCAUAACAGCCCUCUACCGGAUGUUUGCCGCACUAUCGCCUACGAUCGACGACGCUGUCCGAUUCUCCGGUCUCGCCCUAAACCUCCUGAUCAUCUACGCCGGCUACGUGAUCCCCAAGACACAGCUUCUCGACAAGUACAUCUGGUUCGGCUGGUUGUACUACCUCAACCCCGUGGCUUACUCCUUCGAAGGCGUCGUGUCGAGCGAGUUCGCAAACCGCGUCAUGGACUGCGCACCAGACCAGCUCGUCCCGCAGGGUCCUGGCAUCGACCCGGCGUUCCAAGGCUGCGCCCUCACUGGCGCGCAGCCUAACUCGCGAACCGUUCCGGGUGCGGAUUACCUGGCGACGACAUUCAACUAUUCGCGUAGUAACCUCUGGCGUAACUGGGCAGUGUUGAUCGCCUUCUCCGUGCUGUACAUCCUCGUCACUGUUAUCGCAACCCAAGCAAUAUCCUUCACGUCGGAAGGAGGGGGCGCUCUGGUGUUCAAGAAGUCCAGUCGUACAAAGAAGAACCUGAAGCAAGCACCCGUAGACGAGGAGCAAGGCUCCGGCGGCAAUUCAUCCAGUGGAACGGAGACGAACAACUCCUUAGCCGCCAAAGAGGAAGAGGAAGCCUUCGAAUCCAUCUCCAGCAGCCAGAGUGUCUUCACAUGGGAGAACGUCGAGUACACUGUGCCCUACCAGGGCGGCGAGAAGAAGUUGCUCAACAAAGUCAGCGGCUACGCAAAGCCCGGCGUCAUGGUUGCCCUCGUCGGUGCGUCAGGAGCAGGCAAGACAACGCUGCUGAACACUCUCUCACAGCGCCAGCGAGUAGGCGUCGUCUCAGGAGACAUGCUCGUCGGCGGCAAAGCGCUCGGUCGAGAUUUCCAGCGUGGCACUGGUUUCUGCGAGCAGAUGGAUCUCCACGACGGCACUGCGACGAUCCGUGAAGCGCUCGAGUUCUCGGCCAUCCUCCGUCAGGACCGCAAGAUCCCCCGAAAGGAGAAGAUCGAAUAUGUCGACAAGAUCAUCGACCUCCUGGAGCUGACCGACAUCCAAGACGCCCUGGUAUCCAGUCUAGGCGUAGAGCAGAAGAAGCGGUUAACCAUCGGCGUGGAACUCGCCGCAAAGCCCUCCCUCCUCCUCUUCCUCGACGAGCCGACCAGCGGCCUUGACAGCAACUCGGCCUACUCAACCGUCCGGUUCCUGAAGAAACUUGCCUCGGCCGGCCAGGCCAUCGUCUGCACCAUCCACCAGCCCAGCUCCGUCCUCAUCCAGCAGUUCGACAUGAUCCUCGCCCUGAACCCGGGCGGCAAUACGUUCUACUUCGGCCCCGUGGGCGAGAACGGAAAGGACGUCAUCAAGUACUUCGGCGACCGCGGCGUGCAGUGUCCACCCAGCAAGAACGUCGCAGAAUUCGUGCUCGAGACCGCGGCGAAGCCCGUCAGGCGCGAGGACGGCACCCGCAUAGACUGGAACAAGGAGUGGAAGGAAUCGAGCGAGAAUCAAGAGAUGCUCCAGGAGAUAUCUCGCAUCAAGUCGGAGCGCAUCAAAGCGACAUCCAGCUCCCAGCAACAGCACAACGACGACAGUGAAACGUACGAAUUCGCCGCGCCACUGUGGGAGCAAACCAUUCUCCUCACCCGCCGCCUCUUCACACAGUACUGGCGCGACCCGUCAUACCUCUACGGCAAACUCUUCGUCGCCGUUGUCAUCGGCAUCUUCAACGGCUUCACCUUCUACUCCCUCGGUUCCACAAUCGGCGACAUGCAAAACAGCAUGUUCACCUCCUUCCUCAUCAUCCUCAUCCCGCCCGUCAUCGUCAACGGCGUCGUCCCCAAAUUCUACACCAACAUGUCCCUCUGGACGACCCGAGAGCUCCCCUCACGCAUCUACUCCUGGCCCGCCUUCACGACCGCACAAGUCGUCGCCGAAAUCCCCAUCGCCAUCCUCUCCUCAACCCUCUACUUCCUCCUCUGGUACUUCCCGACGGGGCUCCCCACCGACGCCUCGACCGCGGGCUACGUCUUCCUCAUGACCCUCCUCUUCUACCUCUUCAUGUCCUCCUGGGGCCAAUGGAUCUGCGCCUUCGCCCCCUCCUUCACGGUGAUCUCCAACGUCCUUCCCUUCUUCUUCGUCGUCUUCUCCCUGUUCAACGGCGUCGUGCGGCCCUACGCCCAAAUGUCCGUCUUCUGGCGCUACUGGAUGUAUUACCUCAACCCCUCCACCUACUGGAUCUCCGGCGUCCUCGCUGCCACCCUGUCCGGCGCACCCGUAUCCUGCACGUCGUCCGAGACAGCCGUCUUCGACGUCCCCCCCGGCGUGGCGUCCUGCGCCGCGUACGCGCGGGACUUCCUCGCGACCGCGGGGAGGGGGUACUUGCUCAACCCGAACGCGACGAGCGGGUGCGAGUACUGUCCGUUCGCGAGCGGGGACGAGUACUUGGCGACGCUGAACGUGGCGGCGGGCGAUAAGUGGAGGGAUUUCGGGGUGUUUGCGGCGUUUUGUGUGAGUAAUUGGGCGUUGGUGUAUUUCUUUGUGUGGAGUGUUAGGAUUAAGGGGUGGAGUUUUGGGUUUGGGGCCAUUUUUGGGGGGCUCGGGAGGGUAGUUGAGGCGGUUAAGGGGAUGGUUGCGGGGAAGGGGGAGGGGAGUGAGUGA